AUGGCGUCCGCCCUGGUGUUGGCCGCUCUGCUGCUGUUGGGUUUUGCAGAGGGAUCUCGUGUUACAGCUCCCGCCGUGCCAUGUGGCUCAUCGGCAUCGUCCAGCAGGAUCGUGGGGGGCACGGAUGCGGUGGAAGGAGCGUGGCCCUGGCAGAUCAGUCUCCGGUACCGGGGGGUCCAUAUAUGUGGCGGCUCGUUGAUCUCUGCCCGGUGGGUGCUGACCGCCGCGCACUGUUUUGACUCGUUGAAGCCGUCUUCCUACCGAGUGCACCUUGGAGCCUUCCGGAUCUCCGAGACGGGGGCCAACGAGGUCUCGUACAGCGUUCAGAGUAUUAUCAAGGAUCCCACCUACAGCGGUACGGGGCAGAGCGGGGACAUCGCUCUCAUCCGCCUGUCGUCUCCGGUGACCUUCAGCAACUUUAUUCAACCCAUUUGCCUGCCGGAGACGUCUGCUGCCUUCACACCCGGGAUGGAGUGCUGGGUGACCGGAUGGGGCAACGUAUACUAUGACGUGGAUUUGCCAGACCCUCAGACCCUGCAGCAGGUGAAGGUCCAGCUCAUCGGCAGAGACUCGUGUGAAGCCAUGUACCGCAUCAACUCCGAGGUCAACUCCAGCACGCCCAUAAUCCAGAAAGACCACAUCUGUGCCGGGUACCAGCAUGGGAAGAAGGACUCCUGCCAGGGCGACUCUGGCGGUCCGCUGGCCUGCAAGCUGCACGGCGUCUGGUACCAAAUUGGCAUCGUGAGCUGGGGAGAUGGAUGCGCCCUUCCUAACAGACCCGGGGUUUAUACCCUUGUACCCAACUACCACUCCUGGAUAUCCUCCAAAGCAACAAUCCCCACCAGCUCGUCCCCGUCUCUUCCUGGCGCCUCUCUGCUCCUCCUGGGCGUCUCCUUAUUCCUGCACCUAUGA
Messenger RNA from Spea bombifrons (plains spadefoot toad), 912 nucleotides. Its product is annotated as serine protease 33-like. Gene Ontology annotation, molecular function: serine-type endopeptidase activity. Lineage: Eukaryota; Metazoa; Chordata; Amphibia; Anura; Pelobatidae. The record is from RefSeq and is a predicted model, not a curated record. Gene Ontology annotation, biological process: proteolysis. The transcript is spliced from 6 exons. The coding region runs from base 1 to 912 and encodes 303 amino acids.